AUUUAUUUACUAGCACCCCCCCCCCCCCAAAGGAUUAUGGUAAGGGAUAACGUUCACCCCAUCUGCGAAUAUCGCGUCGCGAUAUUUCGCCGCGCAUUUUUCGGCUAAAAUUUUCGCCGCGCAUUUUCGCUCGCGGCAACGGCGGGAAUUAUACUCGCAUCUCGCGAGAACUGUGGCCGCCAUUUUGGAUAGAGACUCCAUGUCCUCAGUGCUCGGUUUUUGCGCUCGGAUUGCAUAAGCCUGUCAGACGACCAGGCAGGGCUCUCAAAUCUGUGGCCGUUUGUCCAGGCCUCACCACUGCAGGGUUCAUUCCCUGGGCUUUGGGGUGUCGCCCCGAAAUUGCUGCUGCUACAGAGGUGUCAGACAUACAUCCUCUAUUCCUGGGUGCUGCCCAGUGUAAAAAUCCCAAUUUACCCUGCUGGGGUUAUAGGUACUGCUGGUACCAUCUCUAUACAUCCUCUAUUCCUGGGUGCUGCCCAGUGUAAAAAUCCCAAUUUACCCUGCUGGGGUUAUAGGUACUGCUGGUACCAUCUCUAUACAUCCUCUAUUCCUCGGUGCUGCCCAGUGUAAAAAUCCCAAUUUACCCUGCUGGGGUUAUAGGUACUGCUGGUACCAUCUCUAUAUACUUUAUACUACCCUGUGCCAGGGUGUUGUUGGACAAUGGACCAGAACACUGCACAGCUUCAGGCCAUGAUUAAUGAGGCAGUUGCUGCCUCGAUGGAGAAGGCUUUCUCCAGAAUUCUGACGGCGGCUGAUGGGCCAGAUGACCUCGCUGAGGUCCCGCAACAGGACUACGAUUCCGAGGCUUCGGAGUCACAGGUUCGUGCCGACUCUCGGCCACAAAAACGCCAUUGGAAAGGAGAGAAGGGCUCUGCUAAUCCGGACAGGGGCAAGGCCCCCGCCAAGCGCGACAAACCGUCUCCUCUCGCUCCCUCGCCUGAACAUCAAUACUCCUCGGACGAGGAGGAUAAGCUUUCUCCGUCCAUGAAUAUUCUGGACUCGUGGCAGGCCGCGGACUCCGACGUUCCGGAGGACGCCUGGGGCUCAGAUGAGGGCGCGUUUUCCGGUGACCAAAAGGGCACCUUUCUCGAAACCGCCCAGCUACCCGACGACUCGGCGCCACUGCUGGAGGAUGAGGAAACCAUCCUGGACCCCUCCGGCCAACGUCUCUUCGAUCCGAGAAACAUCCGUCAUCCACGUUCUGGGAACUGGACGCCUCCGGAUCACCUCGCAAAGUUUAUGCACCUAUGGCUACGCAAACCUAUGGACAAAACGAUUCGCAACCGUUUACGAUCCGAAUGCCCUCGCCCUCUGUUACCCGACUUCGUGGCGCAAACUCCGGAGUUCGACCAGAUCAUGACCACCUUUAUGUCUAGGGGUGGUCAGGACCCUCGCAAAGGGGUUGAGAAGGCAUUCCACGGCGUGCAGGAUAAGCUGUUGGACUCCAUUGGUCCACUUUCCGCAUUUUGUAUUUGGCGGAUGAUGCCCUAG
This is a messenger RNA of Bufo gargarizans (Asiatic toad), 1491 nucleotides long. RefSeq lists its product as uncharacterized. The record is from RefSeq and is a predicted model, not a curated record. Bases 661 to 1491 code for a protein of 276 amino acids. The transcript has 2 exons. NCBI's taxonomy places the organism in Eukaryota, Metazoa, Chordata, Amphibia, Anura, Bufonidae.